Molecule: messenger RNA, 1117 nt
Organism: Trypanosoma grayi
Lineage: Eukaryota; Euglenozoa; Kinetoplastea; Trypanosomatida; Trypanosomatidae
Exons: 1
Source: RefSeq, a predicted model, not a curated record
AUGGCGGGACCGUAUUCACGUGCAAUGGACGAUGCGAGGGGCUGCAGCAUCGGUGGUGCAUUGCGCUGCCAAACGGAGGGCUAUGAGCCGCAUCUCACGGCGGUAGAUGCAAUUCGUAUUCAGCGGGAGCUGAAGUACCACGACUGUGAGCCCAUCGCCGCUGAGCGAGACGGCCGAAUGUUCGCCGCGGAGUAUGCGUCGCCGUGGCAGCUGCUGCGACGAGUGGCGACAGCCGGUGACUCAACGAGUACGCGCCACCACCAGCAGAGGGGGCGACGGCGCACGAGGAGGCGUUCAUCUCUCUCGCUGCUGAGCUCGCCCUACUGCCGCGCAGAGCCGUACGCCACCACUAACAAAAACCGGGGAACAGCACGGUCCCUCGUCGUGAGGGAGGAGAAGGAGCUGCUGUUCCCAAGCAUUGCGGCGAGGCUGGAAAACGACAUCGCGCUUGGCCUCGCCGUGUCGCUGUGGAAAAGCGGCAACGUUGUGGGACAGUGCGACGAUCGCCUUGCCCAUCUCCUGGUGCUUUCCGCCACCAUUAUGCGGUGUGCACGAGCUGAGGUGCGCAACCACAACAGCGGCGAGGGACAUGUCCCGGUGGAGCUGCGCGAGGCGUUCAUGGGUGUUAUUGAGCACCUUGUCCGCUUGGAGCGCGUCGCGGUGAAGUCACUACUGCUGACGCCUCCCAAAACGCGGCGGCAGCAGGGGCAUGAGCAGGAGCAACAAAGCCCGGGAUCAUUGGCGGAGCUGCCCUGUGGGGAGGGUGACGCGAAGGUGCAGCCGGUGACGUUCGCCGUCGCCGUGGACGGAGCGGCGCGCGUCCUCAAAGGCUUGGUGGAGCCCUCCACACUUGCUGCGGCCGCAGUUACCCCCACAUGGCGCUAUUCUCUUGUCCGCACCGCCGCUGAUGUGCCGAACCGCUACGAGAUUCUUGACGCAAUGACGUGUGUGAUGCGGCCGGGCCCGCGCCUCAUAAUGCGCCGCACGUUCUGCGCCGUCGCGCGACAGUUGGCGCUAGAUGUUCUGCGCGCUGCGGGCGACGGCACGGUGGGGCUUCGCGGUGGUGCAGCCGCGCUGCGCAUCCUGCAGCAUAUCAACACGCGCCCGCUUGGCCUCA